UUUGAUGAAAGCAUUGAAUGUAAUGUAAGCACAUGUGAGCCAUAACUACAAACAUUGAACACAUGUUUGACUCGUGUUUUGCUUUCAUUUAAAUUGAAAAUUUAAGUUUUAUUUACAAUCAUUUGAUACAAUUGACAACAAGACAGACAUUUAAUGAUCAACUAAUGCCACGCAAGAAGAAGUUUACGCCAAAAUCGGCUUUAAAAGAGCCGACGAAGAGGGUCGUGGACUCAGAUGAUAGUAAUGAAGACUCGGAUGACUUUGACGAUGAGGUGCAACACUUCGACAAUAAAAAACACAAACAUUUGCUGCAAACAAGUGCUUUAGCUGAAGACACCACUUCUGAUGAGGACAACUAUGCCAGUGAUGAUGAGAUUAUGCCUUUGGAUGACAACACAGAUGAUGAUGAAGAAGAGGAUGAAGAGAAUAAUGAUAAUCGAAAUGAAUUUGUCGACAAUAGGUUUGGCAUUGAACUGAAAAAGGAUGAGAUGGCCAGUGAUCUCGAAGACAGUGAUGAAGAACAGAUGGAUUCAAAUGCGUGGGGAAAGACCAAGAAUUUGUUUUAUAACACCGAUUAUGUCGACAAAGAUUUUCGAAGAUAUAAUCACAAAGACUCGGAUCAGGCUCUUUAUGAAGAGGAAGAGGCUCUGGCCAUACAAAAACGUCUUUUCGAGUCAAUCAAUGAGACCGAUGUUGGCAUUGAAUUAUUGGUCGGUGAUAUCGAACCGAAAAAGACUUCAUUAGAUGAAACUAAUGGCGAAAGAGAUGAAAAUGAAGAGAAACUACAAAUAAAUUUCUCUAAUUUAACACAAAGAGAGAAAUUAGAGAUUUUAAGAAAAGAAUCGCCAGAAUUGGAACCAUUAAUAACAGAUUUUAGGUGUUAUAUGACUGAACUUAAAGAUCGACUUUUACCGAUAUUACAAGUUUUAAGGAAACAACACAUAAAUCUAACAGCUCUUAAAUAUCUUGAAACACGAUAUCAUAUUGUAAUUAAUUAUUGUGUGAAUAUUUGUUUUUAUAUGAGUCUGAAAUGUCAACGAAUUGAUAUCAAAGAACAUCCCGUUUUGAAACAAAUUAUUGCAUUUAAAAAACUCUUAACUGAGAUCAACUCAAUCACUACAGAUAAUAGCAAUUCUAUUGAUAAGGAAAUGGAUAUUAUUUUACAAAAAUCAAUGUCUAAUGAAAAGAUUAAACUAAUGAAAAAACGAAAGAAAAAGCCAAAGACUGUCGAAAAUGACAGAAAGAAAGUCAAGUUUUCAAACGAAUUGAAUGAAACUAAAGUUUCAGAAAAAACAACAAAUUUGAUUAAUAUUUAUGACAAUAAUGAAGAACAAGAAACUAAUGAUUUAACCAAAAGAGGUAUUACUUAUGAAAUGGCAAAAAAUAAGGGAUUAACAGCUAAAAGGAAGAAAGAGUUAAGAAAUCCAAGAGUUAAACACAGAAUGAAAUUCAGAAAAGCAAACAUUAGACGCAAAGGUCAGGUAAGAGAAACACGAAAAGAGUUACAACGAUAUGGAGGAGAGUUGUCAGGAAUUAAGUCGAGUGUUAUUAAAAGUGUUAAAUUUAAAUGAUUGUCAAAAUAAACGUAUCUUUUAUUUUAAAUCAAACUUUAUUUUAAAUUAAAUUAUACUCAAAAUAGGAUAUUAAAAAUA
Oppia nitens is the source of this 1652-nucleotide messenger RNA. RefSeq names its product something about silencing protein 10-like. Lineage: Eukaryota; Metazoa; Arthropoda; Arachnida; Sarcoptiformes; Oppiidae. The transcript is spliced from 2 exons. Gene Ontology annotation, biological process: maturation of SSU-rRNA from tricistronic rRNA transcript (SSU-rRNA, 5.8S rRNA, LSU-rRNA). The record is from RefSeq and is a predicted model, not a curated record. Gene Ontology annotation, cellular component: nucleolus; small-subunit processome. The coding region runs from base 165 to 1571 and encodes 468 amino acids.